UUCACUUCCUAUAGGGACUGAAAACCAAGUGAGGAGAUGAAGCAUUACACUGUACUGCACCAGAGAAUACAGAGAGGAUAGCCACUGAAGAUAGAUCCUGAUCAUCACCCAAGGAACAACUGCACAACUGUGGGAAGACAUCCAGUCCUUUCAAUCAUUGCUCAACACAGAGAAGGUUGGGCAGUUAAACCUUCAUCUGGAAAUCAGUUGAGUCAGGGGUAUUCUAACAUCUCAUCAGAUCUGAAACUGGUCAGGGGUGAAGGUUCGGCUAUAGGUGAUCAGUCAGGGUGAGGCUGGGAAGAAGUGUGAGUGGCUCCAAGUGUGGUGAGAGCUUCAAUCAUUCAUCGAGCCUCAUGAACCAGUGACUCACUCCUCCAGGGAAAUGUCUGCUCAAGUGUGACUCCAUUGGCUCACAGAUCUCAAGGUACAUUUGUUGUAUAACCAUUAGCGGAAAGGUAGCUUCAUGGCAGAGAAACCCUUCAAGUGUAAAAUGUGCAACAAGUCAUUCUCACGCUCAUCCCAAUUUUGCCUGCACCAACGCAGUCACACAGGGGAGAAACCAUUCACGUGCAAAACGUGCAACAAAUCAUUCUCACAGUCAUCGAACCUCCGUGCACACCAACGCAUCCACACAGGGGAGAAACCAUUCACGUGCAAGGUGUGUGACAAGUCGUUCUCACAUUUUUCAAACCUCCGUGACCAUCAGCGCAUUCAUACAGAGGAGAAACCAUUCACAUGUGACGUGUGUGAUCGAUCCUUCAAACAGUUAUCGAACCUCCUGGUCCAUCAGACAAUCCACACAGGGGAUAAACCCUUCAAGUGUGAGGUGUGUAAUAAAGCUUUUGCAACGUCCACAAAGCUCCUGUCACAUCAGAGUAAUCACACGGGGGAGAAACCAUUCAAGUGCGAUGUUUGUCAAAUGUCAUUCACCCAAUCCUCCGAUCUCCUGAGACAUCAGAGGAUUCACAGAGGAGAGAAACCCUUCAAAUGUGAGGUGUGCAACCGAGCCUUCACACAGUCAUCAAACCUCCGCACACAUCAGCGUAUUCACACGGGGGAGAAACCGUUCAAGUGUGAGGUGUGCAACAAAUCAUUCUCAUGCUCAUAUGACUUUCGUGUUCACCAACGAAUUCACACCCGGGAGAAGUUAUUCACCUGUGCGGUGUGUGAGAAGUCAUUCUUGCGGUCAUCAACCCUUCGUGAACACCAACGCCUUCACACUGGGGAGAAACCAUUCACAUGUGAGGUGUGUAAUAAGGACUUUGCACAGCAGUCAGGCUUGUUAAAUCAUCGGCGUAUUCACACUGGGAAAAAACCUUUCAAACGUAAAGUAUGUGAUUGAUUCUUCACUCGUGAAACAGUAACACAUCCACACAUCCAAGGGAGAAGACAUACAGAUCUGAGGUGUACAAUGCAGGCUUUGGUCAAACAUCAGGCCUGGUGAAUCUCCCAAAGUUCUGCAAAGGAACUAUUCACAUGUGAACUGUGUGACAAAGCCUUCACUAAGUCAUCAAAGCUGAUGGUCUAUCCAGUGUUCUUCACAAGGAAAACCCUGCUGGUGUGAGAUUUAAAAUAAAAUCCUCCCAAAGUCUUCAAAACCUCCUUGCAACCAGUGGGUUCAAGCAGAGGAAAAGCCAUUCACGCGUCAGCUGUUUCUAGGCUUAUGCACAAACCUUAUCAGUGUGAGUUCUAUAUUAAAACCUUCAUAAUAUUGUUGAACCUCCUGGAACAUCAGCAAACCUACAUCUGAGACAAGCCCUUCCAGCAUGAUAUGUCUUUGGAUUGUUUCACCAAACCUUGUUGUGUUGUCAUACAAUGAUGUCUCUGCUUGGACCUGCAGCCAGGUCUGUCUCAAACUGCUCCCACCAUCAGACCAAUCAUUUCAACAGGACUAAUUUAACUUUUGACCAGGUCUCCAAACAUUACUAGAAGAAGACAUCAAUGUGUAUAGAAACGCCUGCAUAAACUCAAGUGUUUUUUCAAGUAUGAAGUUUGAGUCCAGAUUUCACCCAAAUCUCUGCUUUCCGAAAGCAACAAUUGGACCAUAGUGGUGGGAAACCAUUUGGGAGACGAUUGGUGCAGCUAUUGUAAUCAAAACUUUACACAGCUAUCGGACCUCCUGCAGUAUCAAUGAGUAGAGACCGGAGAGAAUCCCUUCCAGUGUGUCUGUGUCAGUAUUGUUUCACCCAUUCUUUGUCUCUUACCUCUCCCACCAUCAGGCCAAUUAUUUCAAGAGGACCAAUUUUACUUUUCACCUAAUGGCAAAACAUCAUCUAAAGCAGACAUCAGUGUGUAUAGAAGCUUCAAUAUAAACUCAGCAUUCAUUCAGUGCAGUGUCAGGUACAAGUCACUCACUGAUUCUCACUCUGACCAAGAAGGCAAUCAGAUACUCUGUGGUUAGAAAGGCUUCAGCCUCAGAUCUAUCAGCACAAGCGCCCGUGGGAGGAGCCAUUUCCUGGGGUAGUAAUGGAGGUAGUUCAAUUAGCCUCAGUGUCUCUGGUCUAUGGAGGAGGAGAAUUAGACAGGAAUCCCAUUCCUCAUCAGUGAGCCCAACUGGGAAGUCAGGGGAGAGCGGGAUGUAUCUCGGCUGUGACAGUCUCCAUUUUUUCACAGCAUUCACUGUUUGCCUCUCCACAUACUGAAUGGUGACUCGACCAGAGCACUAGAGGCCAAUCAAUGUCCACAGUCUGUCCUCCAGGCCAGUACCUGGAGGAGGGAAUCAGUUAGCACAGUUCGCUGGAUGGCAAUUUGCGAUGCAGAGUGAUGCCAACAGCAUGGAUUCAAUUCCAACGCUGGCUGAGGUUAUCGUUAAGGGACAAUCCUUCUAAACAUCUUCUCCUCUCCCAAAGUAUAGUGACCCUCAGGUUAAACCACCACCAGUCCCCUCUCUCUCUCUCUCACUCUCAUGAGAGCCUCCCUUUAACCUUGUGGUUUGGAGAGUAUGUGAUGUGACAACAGCUAGCAUUCACAUAGCAUCUUAAUAUAUCUAAUUAUCUGACAGUGUUUCAUCGAGAUGAAUCACAUAAAAAUUAACACCAAGAGAGAAAAGGGGGGAUGACCUUCAAAUACAAUCAAAGAGGUUGAAUUUAAAGAGAAUCCUAAAUUUAGACAGCGAUCCUCCCACUUCCUCCAAACCAAAGGGGUAGCCAUGGGCACCCGUAUGAGCCCCAGCUAUGCCUGUCUCUUUGUUG
Messenger RNA from Chiloscyllium plagiosum (whitespotted bambooshark), 3191 nucleotides. RefSeq lists its product as uncharacterized. The record is from RefSeq and is a predicted model, not a curated record. NCBI's taxonomy places the organism in Eukaryota, Metazoa, Chordata, Chondrichthyes, Orectolobiformes, Hemiscylliidae.